GGAGCCGUCGAGUUGGUAUACCCACUAACUGUAUCGCCGGUGAGAGGGAAAAACCUCCCGAGAAAUGGAGAAGUCGUGAGUCCCAAAUCCGUUAAAACUGUGAUGACGUUGAUGGUUGCAUUGUAAUCAUCGAGGGCUUAGUGUGAAGCAGAGUCCCGUGCCUUUGUAGUCUCCAUCCAUUCCAUUCCGCUUCCUUUUAGCCUUCUCUGAUUUCUCAUACCGUCAUAGAUCUUAUCGCCUCCCUCUUUAUAUGCCCACCUGCCUACAUCCCCAUUCUCUCCAUUAGUUUGUUAUAACUAACCCAGCGGAGCACAGUCGAAGCAAAUUCUGCAUUCGGUUUCUAGGUUUACUUCCCAUGGCUUCCUUCGCUGUUCCUUGCCCCAAGUGCCCUUCUCCUGCUCCUCUGAGCUUCAACUCACUGAAUCUUCAGCGGCACUCUCAGAAGCUGCCCAUUCACAAUGGAUUGGGCUUAAUUCUUGGUCAGUCAUCUGGAUCUUCGCUCGCUGGUCCAGCUUCGUCUGGGUUUCAGUGCCUAAACAGAAAGCUAUUUUCAGGAUGGAAGUUACUUGCAAAACUUAAUGAGGCUACUACAGCGGAAACUCCUUCAAAUUCUGCACCUGUGCGUGCCUCUGGAUCUGGAGUUGGUUCAUCAAAAGAGGAAGACGAGCCUAAUGAGAAACCCUUGGGUCCAAGUGCUAUUGCAGAUGCAUCUUCAGUCACAGCGUUCAUGGCUCAAGUAUCAGAUCUUGUGAAACUUGUCGAUUCCAGAGAUAUUGUGGAACUUCAACUUAAGCAGUUAGACUGUGAACUCUUGAUAAGGAAAAAGGAAGCUGUGCAGCCCCCACCAGCACCAAUUCUGGCCCCCGUGUCACCGCAAGUGGCCUACCCUGUGGUCCCUUCUCUGCCACUACCAGCUCCAGCAGCUGGUUCUGCUCCUGCAAACUUACCAUCUUCAAAACCAGCACCUCCCUCACCCACCCCUGGAAAAGCAAGCCCAUCGUCAUCUAUUCCACCACUCAAAUGUCCAAUGGCUGGAACAUUUUAUCGGAGUCCUGCACCUGGUGAACCACCAUUUGUCAAGGUGGGAGAUAAAGUGCAGAAAGGCCAGGUCGUUUGCAUUAUUGAGGCUAUGAAACUGAUGAAUGAAAUUGAAGCUGAUCAAUCGGGAACAAUAACUGAGAUACUUGCGGAGGAUGGUAAAUCAGUCAGUGUAGACAUGCCACUUUUUGUAAUUGCGCCGUGAGUACUGAAAAGGGGCUUCUCUUUGUUGGAUGACGACGUGGAUUUCUCAGGAUAUUUCUCCAUGACCACCGGCCUUCCGAAACUUAUCUUGCGAUUCUGUUAGCUUCAGUUUUAGAAAUUUUUGUAAUGAUUCUUCACAAAGAAAAAACAUAUAUCUAGAGACGUUGGUGGCAUAAAAGAACACACUGAUAUUAAUAUGAGUAGAACUUGCAGUUCUAAACAGUUUUGAACUA
Messenger RNA from Prosopis cineraria, 1475 nucleotides. Its product is annotated as biotin carboxyl carrier protein of acetyl-CoA carboxylase 2, chloroplastic. Gene Ontology annotation, molecular function: acetyl-CoA carboxylase activity. The transcript has 7 exons. NCBI's taxonomy places the organism in Eukaryota, Viridiplantae, Streptophyta, Magnoliopsida, Fabales, Fabaceae. The record is from RefSeq and is a predicted model, not a curated record. Gene Ontology annotation, cellular component: acetyl-CoA carboxylase complex. The coding region runs from base 356 to 1243 and encodes 295 amino acids. Gene Ontology annotation, biological process: fatty acid biosynthetic process.